AUGUUAGCCAUCAUCGGAGCUUCUGGUAAACUUGGCGGUGCUACUUUGAAAGCCCUCCUCACCCACAAUCUGCUCCCAAAGGACCAGAUAGUAUGCUGUACCUCAUCCAAACCUGACAGCGAUACCUGGACUUCACUGGAAAAGCAGGGUGUGCAAGUCCGUCAUGCCUCGUUUGACGACAAGGCUUCCCUCGAGAAGGCCCUCUCCGGAUGCGACAAGUUCUUCCUCGUCUCUACCCCCAAGAUUGAGAUGGAUUACAAUGACGCUCCCCAUGGUGAGGGUCGCGAGAAGCAUCACUUUACUGCCAUUGAUGCUGCCCAAGCUGCAGGCGUGAAGCACAUCUACUACAGCUCUCUGGCUUUUCAGAAUCCUUCCAAGUCUUGCGUCAUGCAAGCUCAUAUCCGCACCGAGGCCUAUCUUGCAAAGCUGCAAAACAUUGACUACACUGUCUUGCGUGAAGGUCUUUAUAAUGAGAGCUGGCCACUAUAUGCGAGCUACUACGACCUCAAGGACGAUCAGCGAUCUGAAGUACCUAUUGCUGGUGAUUCUCCUAUCAGCUGGACUGCUAUUCCGGAUCUUGGCCUUGCUAGUGCUCUGGUCAUUGUUGCGCCAUCAUCCGAUUACGCUGCCAAAACCUUUUACCUUUCAGCUACUCAAGGCGCAAGAACCAUCAGCCAAGUCCUCGAAAAAGUCGCGGCAGUCAGAUCUAAGAAAGUCUCAACAAAGAUCGUCUCGCGGGAAGAGCUCGAGAGUUAUUAUGUUCAAGAUAUCAAGCUUUCAGAGCCUGCCGCUAAGUGGUGGGCCGCCAGCUACGACGCUUUGAGAGAUCAAGAAUGUCUGAUCAAUGAUCCGACUUUGGAGAAGCUGUUGGCCACCAAAGGGCAAAAGCCCAAGCCUGUUGAGCAAACGAUAGAGGAGAUGCUUCGCGCUUGA
Aureobasidium melanogenum CBS 110374 is the source of this 933-nucleotide messenger RNA. Its product is annotated as NAD(P)-binding protein. NCBI's taxonomy places the organism in Eukaryota, Fungi, Ascomycota, Dothideomycetes, Dothideales, Saccotheciaceae. Bases 1 to 933 code for a protein of 310 amino acids. The transcript has a single exon. The record is from RefSeq and is a predicted model, not a curated record.